Lobosporangium transversale is the source of this 1827-nucleotide messenger RNA. RefSeq lists its product as hypothetical. Gene Ontology annotation, molecular function: protein binding. The transcript has a single exon. NCBI's taxonomy places the organism in Eukaryota, Fungi, Mortierellomycota, Mortierellomycetes, Mortierellales, Mortierellaceae. The record is from RefSeq and is a predicted model, not a curated record. The coding region runs from base 1 to 1827 and encodes 608 amino acids.
AUGGCAUCUAUUCCAGCAUCGGAGUCAUUACCGUCAUCAUCGUCGAACAGCCCUUCUAAUGAGGUGCUGCAAUUACCGGAGCUGCUGGAAAAAAUAGCCACAUAUGUCUCGCACACCGACACCCUCCAUUCAGCACUUGUUUGUAAGACUUGGGGCUCUGUUUUCACAGCUAACCUCUGGCGCAAAUUGAAUAUGCCUCCAAUUCACAAGAGCAGCUUCAUCAACGGCUUGUUACAUCGGGGCCACCAUGUUCGUUCACUUACACUUGUCGGUCAAUUUGAUCACAUGUUGUUUUACAAGUCUUGUCCACAGUUAACUCUGCUUGACCUGACUCUAGCACAAUCACUUAAUGUGUUUGGACUCCACAAUAUGGCUCGCUGUCUGCCUAAUCUCAAGAUCUUAAGGCUCAAUUGCUGCUAUGGUCAAAGCUUGUCUUGGCUUGGCCCUUUGACACAACUCGAAUGUCUCGAGGAGUUUGCCAUGAUUAAUGACAUGCCAGAGUAUUCACAGAGUGAUGUGCCAUCGAUUUCUGAGCAUGAACAAUCUUUAUAUGUCCAGAGUUUAGAUGAGGCCUCAAAUUCAGUCAAUACAGAUGUUGAUCCAGAUGAGAUGCUUGAAGCUGAUCAAGGAUUUAGUUAUGUAGCGAUAGAGGAAGUGGAGCCAACAGAUACGACAGAAGAAUUGGAUCUACAACCAGAUUAUUUGGGAGAAUUCUUGAUUGCUCGUGCCGCAACAUUGACUAACUUGAGCCUCGAAGGAUUGGACCUGCUUGGAUUUAAGCUCUUCAAAACUUAUAGUCAGACAAAUAGUGUAGUAAAGGAUGCUACAACACCUACCAGCUCGCCUUGCGCCACAGAGUCUUCUAUAAUACCAACCAUAUCCAUCAAGCGCCUGAAUCUUUCGAAAAUAGGUGUUUAUCAUACGAGUUCUGUCAUAGAGCCACUUUUAAUGCAGUGCCAUGGCCUUGAGACAUUAGACAUAUCAGGGAACUUCGAGAAACCAUGGGACAUGUUCCAAUGGUCGUUACUUCCUCGAUAUUGUUUGAAGCUUACCUCUUUAAAUUUGGGUCAGUUAUCAUCUAUCGACAAUGAUCAACUGGUACAAGUCGUGCGAUGUUGUCCGGGGUUCCGCUCGUUGCUGGCACCACAAUCCAACCUUCAUAGCAAAGUUCUGGACGCCAUUGUAGAUAGAUGGUUAGAGACAUUACAUGAUUUAGGUGGAGCUCGAGAGUUCACUGUUCAGAAGACUGGAUUCCUAGAACUCGACAUUUCCUGGUGUUCAGAGAUUAAGCAAGAGUCAGUUCAGCGGCUAUUGAAGCAUGUAUCGACGCUGAAGAGCUUUAGAUGUUCAUGGUGUCAACAAAUUGAUCUAAGCUUAUUUCAAUUAGAAUGGAGUUGUCUGGGUCUUAUUGAGUUGGAAGCACAGGGACUUGACAAGCCAACUACAACUGAUGACGAAUUCAGCUGCUCACCUGAAGUUCACAUGUUUAAACGGAUAUCCCAAUUCAGCUUUCUGAGGCACCUCGCAAUUGGGUCCGAUGAGGUGAUGGCAUCUAUCACAAAUGGGUUUGAGUUGUUGGGACUGCGAAAGGCUGGCAACAACGAUGAGCAGACGGCGAAGCCCUGCUUGAAUCAACUUCAAUAUCUGUCUAUUAUUGGGCAUGAAGAGAGCCCAUUAGGAAUAAGUGAAAUGUCAGUCGUGGCCAGUUCGUUUCCUCAGCUGCGUCAUUUUCACUUUGGGCUUGGGCUAGUAUCACCAGAGAUGCAAACUUGGUUGGCUGGACAACGACCUGAUGUUCAUCAGGAGGAGCAGCGCAUCUACUAUUGA